AUGGCGAAAACUAUCGCGAUACUGGGAGCCUCAUAUGCUGGGCUCACUGUGACGCACAAACUUCUGAAAACCACACUGAAGGAUAAGAAAGGCGAAUACAAGAUCGUACUCGUAUCACCAACAACACACCACUACUGGAAUUUGGCAUCGGUAAGAGCGAUUGUACCUGGACAGAUACCAGAUGAUAAACUCUUCGCCCCAAUACAACAGCAUCUCGCGCCCUACAAAGAUACGAUAACCUUCCUUCAUGGCACCGCGACCUCUCUCGACCCCUCCACCAAGACAGUUACCAUAGCCACCCCCUCAAGCACAACCACAACCCAAACAUACGACAUUCUAGUCAUCACAACAGGAAGUAGAACGAAAGAUAUCGUGCCGUGGAAACCCUCGCUGGAUGGCUAUGAAGCGACGAGAGACGGCCUGCAUAAGAUCCAAGAGCAGGUGAAGAGUGCGAAGAGUAUUGUGCUUGGGGGAGCGGGUCCGACUGGUGUGGAGGCUGCGGCGGAGUUGGGGUUUGAGUAUGGGAAGGGGAAGGAGAUUACGCUUAUAACAUCAGCCUCCCAGGUCCUUCUCGGCACGCCUCCAAACGUAGCCAAAUUCGCCGAAAACGAGCUCCGAAAACUGCACGUCACAAUCUUGAAAGACACUCGAAUUACUUCCGCUUCACCCCUCCCAACGCCCUCGACCCAAACAGAACUCACUCUAUCCUCUGGCUCCAAGAUGGUCGUCGAUCUGUACCUACCUACUGUAGGUGUAUUGCCGAAUACGGAUUUCGUACCGAAGAACUUACUCAAUGAGAACGGCGAUGUGGUUGUUGAUGAUUAUCUGAGGGUAAAAGGUGUGGAAGGGGUGUGGGCGGCUGGCGACGUCGUGGAUAUUCAGCCGAGUCAGUUUGUGUACAUGCAAAAACAGGCGGCUGCUUUGGCGAAGAACUUGGAUUUGGCGAUUAAUGGGAAAGAGCCUGUGUUGUAUAAAUAUGAUGGGGCUCCGAUGAUGGCAGUAGCUCUGGGCCGUAGUCGAGCUACAGGCAGGUUUGGUAACAAUCGUUUACCGAGUCUGAUAGUGUGGUUUCUGAAGGGUCGUACUCUCGGAACGCAGAACUUGCAGAGUUUAGUCUCGGGAAAUGGUGCUUGA
Cadophora gregata is the source of this 1134-nucleotide messenger RNA. RefSeq lists its product as uncharacterized. Gene Ontology annotation, molecular function: flavin adenine dinucleotide binding; electron-transferring-flavoprotein dehydrogenase activity. Lineage: Eukaryota; Fungi; Ascomycota; Leotiomycetes; Helotiales; Ploettnerulaceae. The transcript has 7 exons. Gene Ontology annotation, cellular component: cytoplasm. Bases 1 to 1134 code for a protein of 377 amino acids. The record is from RefSeq and is a predicted model, not a curated record.